UCGGGUCCAUUUGCCAGCCCUGAACAUCAAGAAAAAUCAAAACCUGAGCCCGCACAGAGUUCUAGCACCGCAUCGGAAAGAGCAUCUCGUCCCGCCUGCAUUAUUCUGGCCAACUUUUUCCGUCGGUUGUUGGCCAACCGAUCCCGAAGGGGAUCGAGCUAUGAAUCAGACUGUAUGCUUAGCUCCCUUUCUCCGGACCCACAGAAUCCGGGAACCGAAUCCGUCUCUAUUGCGGCUGCAACGGGAUCGGACCGACCGACAUUUGUAACCUCUACUGAGGAAAGGGAUCUGUGCCUCGCUGGACAUGUAAAGAGUUGGAAGGCUGGACAAAACGCUGCCUGA
Molecule: messenger RNA, 342 nt
Organism: Protopolystoma xenopodis
Lineage: Eukaryota; Metazoa; Platyhelminthes; Monogenea; Polystomatidea; Polystomatidae
Source: the annotation of a GenBank genome assembly